ACAUCGAGUAGCCGUAACAAUGAAGACGUGCUUGUCUACAUACAGAUUGAUGAACUGUCAAGGAUCGAACCGAUCGAGAUCCAGGCCGCAUACAGUCUUGGGCCCGGCAAACGCCGCCAGCCGGGGCUCGUCUUCACCAGCCGAGCGGCACGUCGUUUCGGGUAUUUCAUGGUGAACACGGUGUUGAUCAGUUGUGUUCUCUGCCUGCUUGCUUUCACUGCCUUCUCUGUGCCCCCGAGUCAGAAUCGUCUACAGCUCUCACUUUUACUUCUGUUAACCACGGUCACCUUCAAGUUUGCGGCUUCACAAAAUCUGCCAAAGAUCUCCUAUCUCACUUACCUGGCAAAGAGCACUAUAAGUAUUGAGAAAGUCUUGACGGUUGGGCGAUUUUCUACUCGUACUCGUGCCGUUUCGCCAGCUCUGAAAGACGAGCCCGGCGACUUUUAUCCGCCUACAAACGGAGCACCAGACACCGGAGGCAUAAAGAGGAUUGGGAAUAAAUACGACUUGGCCCGACUUAGUCGUGAGGCCCGCGACUCGGGCCAACUAAAGGGCUUCACUGCAAAUUUAUAG
Protopolystoma xenopodis is the source of this 573-nucleotide messenger RNA. The record is from the annotation of a GenBank genome assembly. Lineage: Eukaryota; Metazoa; Platyhelminthes; Monogenea; Polystomatidea; Polystomatidae.